Molecule: messenger RNA, 4698 nt
Organism: Centropristis striata (black sea bass)
Lineage: Eukaryota; Metazoa; Chordata; Actinopteri; Perciformes; Serranidae
Gene: abcb4
Product: ATP-binding cassette, sub-family B (MDR/TAP), member 4
Exons: 27
Coding region: 310-4149 (1279 amino acids)
Biological process (GO): transmembrane transport
Cellular component (GO): membrane
Molecular function (GO): ATP binding; ATP hydrolysis activity; ABC-type transporter activity
Source: RefSeq, a predicted model, not a curated record
AGGAGCCUGUGAUCUCCACCUAUUGUCAAAAGUAGACCGGAGGACUGAGAGGAGUCUGUGGGGAAACGGUGUCAGCACCCGUCUGUCUUUUUCUAUUUGAUUCUACUUUUAUAUCAGACCUCUGUUCGUGUUUUUCAUAAAAGCGUUUAAUUCAUUGAUCGAGUUCACUGUGAGCCACAGACUGAGCUUUAACUCCUGAACCUGCUCUUUGGUGAUUUGAUGUGUUUUAUCUCAGGGCGGAGAAUAGUUUAUAAUAAUAGUUCAUAGAGUUUAUAUCGAGCCGUGAAUACUUGUGACAGGACUGACAGGAUGGAUGCGCGGAACGAGAUGGAACUGUUGGCUGCAGCCAAAAAACAAGAAAAUGGAGAUUUAAGUGAGAGCCAGGAGAAUGGGAAGGAAGAGAAAGAGAAGGUAGAGUCGGCCAUGGUUGGCCCCAUCGAAGUGUUUAAGUUUGCACAGGGCCUGGACAUUUUGUUAAUCGUGGUUGGGACGAUCUGUGCCGUACUCAACGGUGUAGCACUUCCUGUCAUGUGUAUUGUGUUUGGGGCCAUGACAGACAGCUUUGUAAGGAACGUCCCAAUCGGAGAGAACAGCACUCAUUCCAAUUUCACCUCCAUGCCAAGAAACAACACCUUACAGGAAGACAUGAAGAAUUAUGCCAUCUACUACGCCAUCAUUGGCUUCGUUGUGCUGGUGGCAGCCUACGUGCAGGUGGCCUUCUGGACCCUGGCCGCCGGGCGGCAGGCCACACGCAUCCGCAAGCUGUUUUUCCACAGCAUCAUGCGUCAAGACAUCGGCUGGUUCGAUGUCACCGAGACAGGAGAGCUCAACACACGGCUCACAGACGAUAUCUAUAAGAUCCAAGAUGGUAUUGGCGAGAAGACUUCGAGCCUGAUCCAGGGCCUCUCCACCUUCGCCUCAGCCAUGAUCAUCGGCUUCGUCAAAGGCUGGAAACUCACUCUGGUCAUCCUGGCGGUGAGCCCUCUGUUGGGCCUCACAAGUGGGAUUUUCGUCAAGGUGAUGGGGACUUUCACGGCUAAAGAGCAGGCUGCGUAUGCCAAAGCUGGAGCCGUGGCCGAAGAGGUGCUCUCUGCUGUCAGGACAGUUUACGCCUUCAGUGGUCAGAACAAAGAAAUCACAAGGUAUAGUAAAAACUUGGAGGAGGCAGAGAAGAUGGGAAUCAGGAAGGCGAUAUCUGCCAACAUUGCCAUGGGCCUCACCUUCAUGCUCAUCUUCAUGUUCUAUGCUCUGGCCUUCUGGUACGGGACCACACUGAUCCUACAAAAGGAGUACACCCUUGGAGAUGUACUAACCGUGUUCUUCGUCGUGCUUGUUGGAGCGUUCAUUAUGGGACAGAAGUCUCCUAACUUUGAGAACUUCGCCGCCGCCAGAGGAGCAGCGUUUAAAGUCUACAACAUCAUUGAUCGUAUACCGGUCAUCAACAGCUUUUCAGAGGAGGGCUACAAGCCUGAUUACAUCAGAGGAAACAUAGAGUUCAAGAACAUCCACUUCAGCUACCCCUCUAGGCCGGACAUCAAGAUUUUAAAUAACUUGUGUCUGAGCGCGAGAAGUGGCGAGACCAUGGCUUUGGUGGGCGGCAGCGGCUGCGGCAAAAGCACCACGAUCCAGCUGCUGCAGAGGUUCUACGAUCCUCAGGAAGGAUCUGUAACACUUGACGGUCAUGACAUCCGGACUCUUAACGUUCGCCACUUGAGAGAGAUGAUCGGCGUGGUGAGUCAGGAGCCCAUCCUCUUUGCCACCACCAUUGCUGAGAACAUCAGAUACGGCCGACCUGACGUGACCCAGCAGGAGAUAGAACAAGCUACCAAGGAAGCCAACGCUUACGACUUCAUUAUGAAACUUCCUCAGAAGUUUGAGACGAUGGUUGGAGACCGAGGGAGUCAGAUGAGUGGAGGACAGAAACAGAGGAUUGCUAUCGCUCGAGCUCUAGUCCGAAACCCCAAAAUCCUGCUGCUGGACGAAGCCACCUCUGCUCUGGAUGCUGAGAGUGAAACCAUUGUGCAAGCUGCACUUGACAAGGUCCGACUGGGUCGUACUACCAUAGUUAUUGCCCACCGUCUGUCAACCAUCAGAAACGCUGACAUCAUCGCCGGCUUCCAGGAUGGUCAGGUUGUGGAGCUGGGGACUCAUACCCAACUAAUGGACACAAAGGGAGUCUACCAUACAUUGGUCACCAUGCAGACCUUUCGGGACGCCAAGGAGGUCGAGGAGGAAGAGCAUGAGCUGGAUGAGUAUCGGCCGAUGGUCAAGUCCGCCUCACGGUCCUCUCUGCACAGAAGGAGGUCAAGAGGCUCCUCCUUUGCUGCCUCGGAAGGAGAAAAAGAGAAGCUGCAUGAAGGCCAGACAGAAGAGGAUGAAGAUGUUCCCUCUGUGCCGUUCACUGAAUUGAUGAAGCUCAACAGCGCAGAGUGGCCGUACAUCUUUGUGGGGACCAUCGCCGCCAUCAUCAACGGAGUAAUUAGGCCAAUGUUCGCUCUCAUCUUCGCCAAGAUCAUCAGUGUGUUUGAAAACAGAGAUCAGGAAAUUAUCAGACAUAAAUCUAAUUUUCUUUGUCUGAUGUUUGCUGUCAUUGGACUCAUAAGCUUCUUCGCCAUGUUUCUACAGGGCUACUGUUUUGGUAAAUCUGGAGAGGUUCUGACCCUUAAACUGAGACUCGGGUCCUUUAGAGCCAUGUUGAGACAGGACCUCGGCUGGUUUGACGACAAAAAAAACAGUGUUGGAGCGCUCACUACCAGACUGGCAGCAGACGCUGCCCAAGUGCAAGGGGCUACAGGAGCCCGUCUGGCCACCAUGGCACAGAACAUAGCUAACAUGGGCACCAGUUUGAUUCUUGCCUUUAUUUACGGCUGGGAGCUGACCCUGCUCAUCCUGGCUUUGGUGCCCUUCUUGGUGUUGACUGGAGCUAUGGAGAUCAAUAUGAUCAAGGGAAGCGCUGACAAAGACAUGAAAGAGCUGGAGAACUCUGGAAAGAUUGCCACAGAAGCCAUCGAGAAUAUCCGCACAGUUGUUUCUCUUAACAGAGAAACCAAGUUUGAGGCUUUGUAUCAAGAAAACCUCGAAAUACCAUUCAAGAAUUCCCAAAAAAGCGCCCAUGUACACGCUUUCACCUUCUCCUUCAGUCAGGCCAUAAUUCACUUCGCUUAUGCAGCCUGUUUCCGCUUUGGCGCGUGGCUCAUUCAGGCAGAAAGGACGACUGUUGAGGGGGUUUUCCUAGUGGUUGUGGCUCUUCUGUACGGUGCCAUGGCUCUCGGAGAGGCGAACUCCUUUGCUCCAGACUACGCUAAGGCCAAAAGCGCAGCUGGCCAUGUCAUGAUGCUGCUGAAGAAAACGCCCGCCAUUGACAAUCUGUCCCAGGAGGGAGAGAAACCGGACAACUUUGAUGGAAACGUGCAUUUUGAAAACGUGAAGUUUAACUACCCUACACGGCCUGAGCAGCCCAUUCUCCAAGGGCUCAAUCUGAAAGUGAGUAAAGGAGAGACUCUAGCCUUGGUGGGCAGCAGCGGCUGUGGAAAGAGCACCACCAUCCAGCUGCUGGAGCGGUUCUACGACCCGAGAGGGGGCAGCGUGCUGCUGGACAACAUUAAUAUAAAACAGCUGAACAUCGACUGGUUGAGGUCUCAGAUGGGCAUUGUGUCCCAGGAGCCCAUCCUGUUCGACUGCACCUUGGCUGAAAAUAUCGCGUAUGGAGACAACAGCCGCACUGUAACCAUGGAGGAGAUAGAGAGCGCUGCUCGGGCGGCAAACAUCCACAACUUCAUAGACGCCCUGCCACAGAAGUACGACACUCCGGCAGGUGAAAAGGGAACGCAGCUGUCAGGUGGUCAGAAGCAGCGUAUAGCCAUAGCACGAGCCAUUCUCCGCAACCCCCAAAUAUUGCUACUCGACGAGGCCACGUCUGCACUCGACACGGAGAGUGAGAAGGUGGUGCAGGAGGCGUUGGAUGUGGCCAGUAAGGGCAGGACGUGUAUCAUCGUGGCCCAUCGCCUGUCCACCAUCCAAAACGCAGACCGCAUCGCCGUCUUUAAGGGAGGAGUGGUGGUGGAACAGGGGACACAUCAACAGCUGCUGGCCAAGAAAGGAGUCUACCACAUGCUGGUCACCACACAGAUGGGCCACAAGAAGGAAUAAGAGGACAGGGAGAGGACAUGAGGAGCACUACACUACACUACACUCCUCCUCGGCCCAGACUCAGUGGAACACUCGGCUCUGAAUGUGUCUGGGUUUGUUUGAAGUCUGGAACUUUUGUACUACUGCUCAUCAGUCUUCACUUUCAUGGCCAUUUAAAAAAAAAAAGAAGACAUUUUGACAUGGGACUGGAGAAGCACAGGUGUAAAUAAUAAAAUUAAUGACUCAUGGGUUAAAACAUGCUCUCACUGUCACAGCUUACUGAGACAUUUGAAUGUUAUAAGUAAUAACUGUAUUUUCCUAUGAUCACAAGUCAAAAUAUCUGCUUUGAAAAUGGCCCGUUGUAUUAUACAGUGUCCCCUCAUGUUUUCUCUUCUUCUUUUUCUUUGUUUCUUGCAAGUCUGUGUUUUCAAGCUUUUUAAACUGGGACUCUUUACCUUUCUCCUUGUUCAGUUGUGCGCUAAAUAUUUAUGAAAAAUGAACAAGAUUAAAGCUAACACACUGGAUUUUAUGUAGUUUAAUGCAUUAAGUAUUCGUCUGACACUUGGUUCA